GUGAAUUUCCUGAGAAGAGAAGACUCUGGCUGGGAGAGCAGUGAGGAUCUCUCAGUCUUGAGACAUCAAAGAGAAAAGGUGGAAAAGACUUUCUCCUGAGGGUUACCCACUUUUCCUGCUGGUGACUGGAAAUCUUUCCCCCCAACACUUUCCAAUUGAAGGAACUUUUUGAAGAGAAACCUGAGCAGACUUUACCUCAGUUCCUGUUGUCCAGGGUUCUCUUAGUCUAAUUAUUCAUUGUGGUAUGGAUUUGACCCAAAAUUUUUGAAGGCUGUGCCAGUGGAAUAUAAGCUCUGUCCUGUUACCAAAUACCUUGGCUUAAAGACACAGCUGCCAGAACAGGUGAGUAUAAAAUACUUUUUUUCUCUUUUCCCUUUACCCCUUAAGUUAAAUUGGGGUCAACAGGAUUUUUUUUUUCCUUCUCCUCUUUAUCUCUCAUUUCCGUCUCCUUUUACUUUAAGGAGGUGGCUCAGUAGAUUAUAAGGCAGGCCAGACUUAGCUAAUCAACUGAUCAACAACGAGGAACCUCAGGAGAGGAAGCUCUUAGGAGCUCCUAGCCCGCAAAAAUCAGCUGAAUACAGCUAGGGAGCUAACUUAAAAACCAUUUUUUUUUUCUGUUUCCUGGCCUUUCUAGUCUUAAAAAUUUAAGUGGGCUUUGCUCAAGGAAGAUAGCACAUGGUCCUAGCGGCUUUAGCCUGAGGGCCAAAGAAGAUUGCUGGGACCCACCCACAUACACUUUGUAAAGAAGGAGAAUUUACAAUACAAUAGGCCCUUAGCCUGUAUAGGGUUGUAGACUCAGAGCCACCUACUGUAAAAAGAAAAAGCCUGUGGAAAGUUUGCUGCUUUGCCCUGCUCCCCACUUGCUUUGUGAAAUUACAAAAUAUACAUAUAAAAAUGAGUACUAUAUCCUUUGACAAUUAUAAGACAGCUGAAGAAGUAGGGGCAUUGAGGAAUGAAGGAUACCUCCAAAUUUUUAUAUUAAUAGGUACUGUCAUUUUUGUACUCCUCAAUACUAUAUUUAGAGAUGAAAAAAUAAAAAAAAUUGAGGAUAAAAUAAAACAAAAUGAGGAGAAAAUAAAACAAAAUGAGGAGGAAAUAAAGCAAAAUGAGGAUAAAAUAGAAAAUAUUGAGGAUAAAAUAGAAAAUGUUGAGGAUAAAAUAGAAAAAAUUGAGGAUACAAUAGAAAAAAUUGAGGAUAAAAUAGGAAAUAUUGAGAAUAAAAUAGAAAAAAUUGAGGAUAAAAUAGGAAAUAUUGAGAAUAAAAUAGGAAAUAUUGAGGAUAAAAUGGGAAAUAUGGAAGAUAAAAUAGGAAAAAUUGAGGAUAAAAUGCAAGCCCAAUUAGAAGAUCUAAAAAGUUUCUUACAGGAUCAAUUGACAAACAACCACUCUACCAAAAAUAGACCUGUUUCUGAACCUUUGAAUGAGGAAAUUUCCUUCCCUGAAAUAGAGAUGGAAAAUACCUUUCCUAUAGCCAAGUUAACAGACUGCUUCUCUGGUGUAGUGCAAAUCUUGUCUGAAUUUAAUCCCCAAAACCCUUCCCCGGCAAUCCCAGAUUCUCAUGUUCCUUCUCCUACAGAAAACCAAAUUCCAAUGCAAGAGAGAUCUUGUCCCCCUAGAAAAACCUGUCCUUGUCAAACUGACCCACAGGUGCAAAAUCCAACUAGAGGUCUGUUUCCUCUAAGAGAAGUACCUGAAAUAGGACGAAAUGGGGAUGUGGUGACUUUAAGACAUAGGAUACCGUUUACUCCCCAAGAAAUAAAUGAAUUUACACGAAAUAUUCCCACAUAUGAACAAGAUCCUUUUCUAGUAACAAAAAAGAUGGGAGACAUAUUUUUUCAGUAUAAUCCGUCUUACAAGGACGUUGAGAGCUUACUCCAGGCUUUUUUAAGUGAACGUGAAAAAAAUAAAAUAAUUGCUCAUGUCAGCAAAACCAGGGGGCGUAAUGCAGCACAUUGGCCAUCUCAGGAUCCCGAAUGGGACUAUAACAAUCCUGAGGAUUAUCUACAACUAUACCGUUGUAGAGAGGCCAUCCUCACGUCCAUGAAGGAAUGUGCGGACAGUACAGAUAAGUGGAUGGAACUGGAAAAAAUUAAGCAAAAGGAAAACGAAACACCCUCCAGAUUUAUGGACAGAAUUAUCGAGUUUGGGGACAGAUACUUAGAUUGGGACUUAACUAAAGAGAGUAGUUUAAGACAAGUUAGGAGAAUCUUUGUAAACAAUUCUUGCAAAGUAAUUAAGAAUUAUUUUAAAACACAAUGCCCAAGAUGGUCAGAUAUGGACCUUGAAGAAUUGCGAAAAACAGCUAUAUAUGUUUUAAAGGGAAACGAAGAAAAGGAGAAAGAAAAUGAUGAUGACAUGGAGGAAAUGAAGAAAAAAAUGAGAUAUUUAAUAGAUAGGAUAACUAAAUUAGAAAGUGGGCAGGGUAAUGAACCAAUGACAAUUGCCCCUCUCCAGAAAUCCAAUUAUCAAUCCAUUACUUGCCACUUCUGUGAGAAGAAGGGCCACAAAAUGAUGGAAUGUAGAAUCUUUCUUAAGAUGAUUGGAAGAAAUACACAGUCUAAUAAUAGCUUUAGAAAUAAUAACUAUAAUGAAUAUAGAAAUAAGAACUUUAGAAACCAGAAUUAUAGAAAUAGGAAUUGGGAAAUCAAUGACAAUGCUCAAAUUGAAGAAAAUUUUAAUGAUAAUACUCAACAAUAUAUGAGAAAUGGCGCUCGUCCAAAAAUUACUCGAGGUACUAAUGACUCUCAGAGAGGUGCCCUUCAGGGGGGUUCCCAAGGAAUAUCCCAAACACAAUGAUGGUGCCCGGGGGGGGCUAGGGCACAGGAAUCAGAGGAUACAACCUUUGAUUUCCCGGACCCUGAUGUCCUACUACCCGUUGUCCCUAUCCACUGCCCUCCCCAUACUAAUGAACCCCAUGUUACCUUAAAGGUGGGUAACACCUAUCAUGAUUGUCUAUUAGACACCGGAGCUUCCUGGUCUGUAUUAAAGAGAAAACCUGAUUUACAAUGUUAUUCUAUUGGCUCAGAGAAUGUAAUGGGAGUAUCAGGAAUAACCCAAAGAGUUAAAAGACUUCCUCCUAGAAUGGUGUCUGUAGGACCCCUAGAGGUACAACACUCUUUCCUUUUGAUGCCUGACUCCCCUUUAAAUUUGCUGGGGAGGGACCUUCUAUGCAAACUCAGAGCCACAAUAACCUGCUCCCCAGAUGGCUCAUUAUCAUUAGAAGUACCAGAGGAAUCUUUAAAAUUACUCCCUGUACUUCUCUCGGAAAACCAGGACGCAAAAGAGCCUUCCAUUUUCGAAAUACCUAAAGAUAUACCUGAGUCUCUUUGGGCCACAUCUUCUUCUGAUGUAGGAUUACUUAAAUCUGCUGUUCCUGUGCAGAUAAAAACUAAAUCUAGCCCACCUCCUUCUAUCCCUCAGUAUCCCCUCUCAAAGGAGGCAAUUGAGGGUAUUACACCAGUUAUUAACUCAUUAAUAGAACAGGGAAUAAUAAUCCCUUGCAAAUCUGAAUACAACACGCCCAUCCUACCAAUUAAAAAACCAAAAAAAGGGCCCGAUGGCAAGCACAUCUAUAGAUUUAUACAGGAUCUAAGGGCAGUAAAUAAUCACGUUAUAAAGAGACACUCCGUAGUUUCUAACAUACAUACUAUUAUUUCAUCUAUUCCUAGCACAGCUACAUACUUUACAGUAGUAGACUUGUGUUCAGCCUUUUUUUCCAUACCAAUACAUGAAAACUCCAGACAUAUUUUUGCUUUCACCUGGAAGGGCUCACAAUAUACCUGGUAUCGGCUGCCACAGGGUUAUGUCGAAAGUCCGAGCUUAUUUGAGCAAAUUUUGAGCCAAGACACAGACAAUAUAACAUUUAAAAAUAGCAAAUUAGUCAAAUAUGUAGAUGAUCUACUCUUGGCUUCAACAGAUGCAAAAACAUGUCAAGAAGAUAGCAAACACCUUCUUUUGGAAUUGCACAAAAGAGGUCAUAAGAUCUCGAAGGACAAAGUUCAGUGGUGUCUCCCCAAAGUAGAAUAUUUGGGGUUCAUUCUGACAGCUGGUGCCCGCUCUAUUUCUCCCAAGCGAAUUGAGAAUAUUCAAAAAUUGAGUGCUCCUACCACUAAAAAACAGUUAAGAGCAAUUCUGGGAGCAACAGGGUUUUGCAGACAAUGGAUUCCUUGUUAUGGGGAAAUUACUAAACCUCUUAUAGCACUAACAAGGGAUGUAGUCCCUGAACCCCUCAAAUUAGAGCCUGAACACCUGUCAGCUCUAUCAGAGCUAAAAAAGGCUAUCUUAUCUGCCCCUGCUCUAGGCAUCCCAAAUUACA
This is a messenger RNA of Monodelphis domestica (gray short-tailed opossum), 4315 nucleotides long. Lineage: Eukaryota; Metazoa; Chordata; Mammalia; Didelphimorphia; Didelphidae. The record is from RefSeq and is a predicted model, not a curated record.